Messenger RNA from Penicillium malachiteum, 1143 nucleotides. RefSeq lists its product as uncharacterized. The record is from RefSeq and is a predicted model, not a curated record. NCBI's taxonomy places the organism in Eukaryota, Fungi, Ascomycota, Eurotiomycetes, Eurotiales, Aspergillaceae. Gene Ontology annotation, molecular function: NADP binding; flavin adenine dinucleotide binding; N,N-dimethylaniline monooxygenase activity. The transcript is spliced from 2 exons. The coding region runs from base 1 to 1143 and encodes 380 amino acids.
AUGUCUUAUUCCGAUUUGCCAUUCGCGUAUGGCCCUUUCGUUCCACAUUGGGUUCCGAAACAAUACAUUGAGAACUACUUCUCAAGUCAUCGAACGGACAGAUAUCUCGUCACAAAUACGACUGUUGAGGAUGUUGCAAAGCUGGAAGAUGAGAAUCUGGAUUAUUCGCCAGGGUGGAGACUUACACUACGCCGAUUCAACGAUGUGACACAGCAAGAUGAGUGGUGGCAAGAGGACUUUGAUGCAGUUGUCUUUGCUAAUGGUCAUUACUCUGUUCCUUAUGUACCCCAUGUUACAGGACUCGAGGAAUAUAUGACCAAGUAUCCCGGUCGCGUCAUGCAUUCAAAGCAGUUCCGAUCUGCUCCUGAUUUCAAACAAAAGAGAGUAAUCAUAAUUGGCAACUCUUCUUCAGGUCAGGACCUCACCACUGCUAUUGUUCGCGAGGCCGCUCUUCCUCUUUGGCAAUCUCGUCGUUCACCUGGUCGAUGGGAUGGGGAUAAUCCUCCGCCUGGAGUGGAGUGGAAACCAAUCAUUAAAGAGUAUCUUCCAUCUGGAGACAUCCUCUUUGUGGAUGAAUCGGUUAUAAAGAGUGAUGAUAUUGAUAAAAUCAUUUAUUGUACGGGGUAUAAGCCCUCCUUCCCAUUUUGGAAUGCUCAGUGGAAUGGAGGACGGAUUUAUGAUUAUGGUGAAAGUCGUUUGGUUGGAACUUAUCUUCAUACUUUCUUUCAGGAUUACCCUACAAUUGCGAUCAUUGGUCUACCGAGAGUGUUGACGUUUCGUUCAAUGGAGUAUCAGGCUAUUGCUGUUGCUCGGGUUUGGUCUGGUCGCAGUUCAUUGCCCUCUACAGAAGAGCAAAUAUCGUGGGAACGGAGCCGUGAUGUAUUGACGAAGCGGGAGCGAAGAAAAUUCCAUGAUAUAACUUGGGAUAAUGGAGAAACUGUCGAAUAUCUUCAAGCGUUAUUUAAUAUCGCUGGUUUGCCUACGCUGGAUGGUGCAGGAAGAUAUCCGCCUGUUCUUGAUGCAGAGACGAGAUGGGCGAUUCAAAAUAUCAAAAAGUACCCAGAGCCAGGAAAGAAAGAGGAUGAAGAUGGUUAUGUGGUUAUUGGUUCUAAUGAAGUCAAGGAUAGUCUCCAUUUCAUCUAA